Messenger RNA from Branchiostoma floridae (Florida lancelet), 1597 nucleotides. Its product is annotated as transcription factor Sox-1-like. Gene Ontology annotation, biological process: cell differentiation; regulation of DNA-templated transcription; anatomical structure morphogenesis. NCBI's taxonomy places the organism in Eukaryota, Metazoa, Chordata, Leptocardii, Amphioxiformes, Branchiostomatidae. The coding region runs from base 94 to 1026 and encodes 310 amino acids. The transcript has a single exon. The record is from RefSeq and is a predicted model, not a curated record. Gene Ontology annotation, molecular function: DNA-binding transcription factor activity, RNA polymerase II-specific; RNA polymerase II cis-regulatory region sequence-specific DNA binding.
GCCAGUGUCGUACCAAGUUGUCAGUCAUUCCUGCGGUGAAGUCUGAGAGCUGUGUAGUACUGUUACUCUGUCUCACAUAUCUCACCGGACAACAUGAUGAUGAUGCACCCCCCAGAGAUGCUGCCCGCCCCCGGGCACGAAGACGCUCCCCUCCCCAAGAAGGCUGACCGAGUCAAGCGGCCCAUGAACGCCUUCAUGGUGUGGUCCCGCGGACAGCGGCGGAAGAUCGCCGAGGACAACCCGAAGAUGCACAACUCGGAGAUCAGCAGGCGGCUGGGAGAGAUGUGGAAAGAACUGUCGGUGGAAGAGAAGAAGCCGUUCGUCGAUGAGUCGAAGCGGCUACGAGCGAAGCACAUGGAAGAGCACCCCGACUACAAGUACCGCCCGCGCCGGAAGAUGAAGAACACCAUGAAGGGUGCCAAGUUCAGCCUACCUCCCCUGCCGGGCAUGCCCAUGCAGGACUACCUGUCUCCCGGCGGGACCACCGGCAUGCCACCCCCGCCACCCUACCCGCCUCAUAGCUACAUGAACGGGUACAGCAUGAACGGCUACUACUCCUCCAUGAUGCACGACCAGUUCUCCCACCCGUACCAGCGCUACCCUCUCAUCCCACCGGCUCCACCGGCACCCGAGUCCGGCUCACCUGACCACGACGGCCCGGUCGACUACUCCCGGGCGGCCUACCCGUACGUUACCCAGUCCAGCUCGCCGUACCCCGUCACCUGCGUCACGACGACAUCGGCACCAGAAGGCACCGGCAGCGAAUCGCCGAACUCCAGCCCCCCGAGCCCGAGAGACACUUCGUCCCCAGUCUACACCACAGCCUACACUGCGCCGACAUCAUCGUACGUGGCGUCCGCGACCGCAGCGAGCUACGGAGGCGGUCCGUACGCCGGCCCGUACGCCGGCCUGCCCGGUCUACCUUCCCGGUCAGUAGUACCAGACAUCCCGCAUCACCGUGCGCCAUACCCCGGGGACUUGCAGGAGAUGAUCCGUAUGUACUUGCCGGCGGGGUCGGCAAGCUAGAACAGUCAUUACUUGUGUCAUAACUUGUACUGUAAAUUUCAAAUGUUAGUUACAGUAAGUUAGAAAGCAAUGUUCGUCUUAUUAUCUUUAUUGACGAUGUUGUGAAGUCUGGAUAAGAAUGUUAUGAGUGCUUUAUAUGAUUAUCUAUGACUAGCCAAGUCUGCUGCAAAUGUUUUAGACUUGCACUUGAAUUUUCCUUGCGAGAUGGUUUGAUCUUCAGCAUUGUUACGCCGUACCAAAUUGUCUGACAGCAAAUGAACUUGUUGCAAUUCAUUAAUGCGCAUUUGUACUUCACUACUUGAGUGAUACAUUGACAAAUUGUCUCUUUUAAUGUCACCUCUUGUAAAUAUUUGUGAAAACUGAGUUUUCGUGAUGCCCAUGUGUAUAUUGCUUCACUAAGUGACGGAAUCUUGUGGGCAAACUGUAUAUUUUGCAGUCGAAUGAUUAAGUUAACAAUUUUACAAUUUGUAAAUACUUUCCUGACCAGGACAUAGUCUUUGUCUCUAAAUGAGAAACCAUAGGAGAAUCAGAGGUUCUCUUUUGAAAAUAAAUGUCCGUUUGUCCUUUUCAA